UUAAAGCAAUGAGAAAGGAGGGAGGGAGAGGGUAGGAGAGCGAGGAACCGGCAGCAGAGGAAGAGAGGGAGCUUUUGAACUCCCAGUAGCUGUCAGGAUUUUCGGCUCUCCUGCACACUCUCUCCUCCCCCAUUGAGCGCUGUCUCUCUGCACUGCAAACACUGACUCACACACACAUCGCGGAGCUCUAGCGGAUGGCCUCGUUUACACACACCAGGUGUGUGGAGCAGCGCUGAAGACGAGCCAAACACACUCACACAGCGCCAUACAUGGAGCAAACUUUAACUCUCAACUCUUCUGCUGCUUCUUCAGAUGGUGACUAUGGUGGAGUUCAGCUGCAGGGAUGCUGCAGCCAGAGCAGCCUGAACAGCAAUGGCAGUCUUCCAGGAGCAGGAAGCCAUCGAGGGGUUCCGGAGCAGCGCGUGGCCAGCUGGGCUGCCUGCUUUGAGCGUCUCCUCCAGGAUCCAGUGGGCGUGCGCUACUUCUCGGAAUUUCUAAAGAAAGAAUUCAGUGAGGAGAAUAUCUUGUUCUGGCAGGCCUGUGAAUACUUCAGUCAUGUUCCUGCAACUGACAAAAAGCAGCUGUCCCAGAGAGCAGGGGAGAUCUACAACAGUUUCCUGUCCAGCAAGGCCACCAUGCCCGUCAACAUUGACAGCCAAGCCCAGCUGGCUGAUGACGUCCUCACCUCCCCGCGGCCCGACAUGUUCAAGACCCAGCAGCUACAGAUCUUCAACCUGAUGAAGUUUGACAGCUAUUCAAGAUUCCUCAAGUCCUCCCUUUACCAGGAGUGUAUGCGUGCUGAGGUUGAUGGUCAGCCCUUGCCUGACCCCUACCAGAUCCCCUGCAGUCCUGCGCCAUCCAAACACAGUGCCAGCUCUGACCGCUCAACCCUUUCCACUCCGAAAAAGGAGGCCAGAAAGCAGAGGUCAGGGAGGUCACUGAAUGAAGACAGCAGAGAUGAAAGCGCUGACAAGAAACGUGGGAUCUUCUCAUGGUCCCGUAACAGGAGCUUUGGAAAAGGUCCAAAGAAGAAGGAAAUUGGAGACAUUAACCUUGACUACUGGGGCAGUAAUGGGCGGAGGGAGUCCCAGGGCUCCUUGUCAUCCGGCACCAGUCUAGAGAUGGCCACUUCCUGCUCUGCUGGCAAGAUUGAGUCUGAUAAUCGCCACUCAGUCGGAGUCUGGGAACGCUCUUCUAAACAUUGCAGUGUGAUUCUGCCCAGCGGUUCCUGCUCUUCUAUAACUCUUCGGCCCGGCGCCUCCAUUAGAGAUCUCCUCCACGAUCUUUGUCACAACAUUAGCGUCAACAUUGCAGCCGUCGACCUCUUCCUGGUGGGAGGAGAGAAGCCUUUGGUGUUGGACCAAGACUGCAUGACCCUCAGCUCACGAGACCUAAGACUGGAAAAGCGGACCUUGUUUAGAUUGGAUCUGGUACCCAUUAACCGCUCCGUGGGCCUGAAAGCCAAACCUACCAAACCAGUCACUGAGGUCCUACGUCCCGUGGUGGCCAAAUAUGGCCUCCACCUCAGCGAUCUUGUGGCCAAAAUAAGCGGAGAAACUGAGCCUUUGGAUCUGGGUGCCCCCAUAUCCAGUUUGGAUGGCCUACGAGUUGUGUUGGAGCGAACAGACCCAGCUUCAGGGAAAGACAAAUCCAAGUCUUCCUCCCUAAAAAGCCACCCUCCUACCAGGAGUUUCUCUGCAACGGGAGAUGAGAGGUCAACACCAAAGGACUUUUCUGUGAGAGCAAGUGGACCAGACUCAGCACUUCCAGGGGAAAAGAGAAAACAGAAAAAGAUUAAUAUAGAUGAAGCUGAAGAAUUCUUUGAGCUGCUGAGCCGGGCACAGAGCACCCGAGCCAACGACCAGCGGGGACUCCUGAGCAAAGAAGACCUGGUGCUUCCCGACUUCCUGCGUCUGACCCCAUCCACCUCCUCCUCCUUCAUCUCCGACUUGGCCUGCUCCACUCCUGAAUCCCUAAAACAGAGCCGAGAGAACGGCAUCUCUUCACGGGGUCCCCUCACCUCCAGCCUUCGUUCGGAAAGCCUGGACUCCUCCCCCAGCUCCAGUGCCAAUGGACACUCCGGAACCAGGCGGUGCCUGCUGCCCCCUCCUCGCCACCCAUCUUUCGGCACCCACCUGUCCCCCAUCCCCCGGCCCUCAGACACCCGGCCAAGCCUCCGCACCGUGGAGGAGGACACCCACACUGACCUGACACUUGUGGGUGAGGGCGACAUCAGCAGCCCCAACAGCACAUUGCUGCCUCCGUCACCAUCCCCCAUGCCGUCCUUCGAGAGUAGCCUGCCUGAAGCCAACUUCACCCCACCACCAACCUGCUCCCAGUCUCAAGACACAGGUGGAGAAGGAAAGUCAAGUUCAGAAGGAAGAACAGAAACAACUCCCAACAUCAAUUCACCCGCCGCCCGAGCCGAGGCCGCACCGAGGGUUCAGGAGGUGAUGGAUGUGGAGGGAGUGCAUCUAGAGGAGGGAACACCGGAGACAUCCCAGGGAGAGGAUCCUGAACUCAGCCUGAGCUUCCAGGGCUAUGUCGCCGAGCUGCGGCAGUGCCAGAGCAAGAUGAGGAACGCCCAGAUGCCCCCGAAUGGGCGCAAUCCACCAGAGGACAAGGACUGCAAUACUGACCUUUUCAAGGCCACGAUUGUCUGAAGGGAAUCCCCACUGCUGCACUUUUUAAGCCCGAGGCACUGUCUUUAGAAAGAGACUUGGUCUAACGAUGGGCUGCAUGUAAAAAGCUGUCAUUUUCCACUCCAAAAUAACAACAUUAUGGUGAUAGAUAUUGUAUAUUUCUUAUGAAUUCCCUACAUCUUCCUGUUGAUUCUUAGUACUGGUCGUAAUUUUGGGACAGUGACACAUUUUUGUUAUGGUAUAGUUUAAUAAUAAUUAAGCACAGAGCAGUUCUAUUAUGAGCCACGUUAGAUCGAGGAAAACCAUGGAAGAAGCUUGAAACACACUUUUGGGUACCGUUUUCAAAUGAGGCAUACAUUACCAAUUGUUCAUAAGUUGUAAUUAAUGGGUUUAUUAUAAGCCAUUGCCUGCAUAUAGGCCUCUACUCCGUUACAUCAUUGAACAAUAUGUAUCGGCCAAAGGGAUUAACCAUUAACUAAGCUAUUUAUUACAAUUUGUAGACAUGUCAUAAAGUUUGACAAAAAGAUCUGAACUCAGUGUCCACUUACUUGAUUUUUCCACCAGCCUUCUGCUAAGGAAGACUGUGAGAUGCAGUGAAAAGCUCCAGAAAAAGCUAGUAAAUGUUCCUUUAUUUACUAAUUAUCUCUAAAGCAUUACUUAAUGAUUUGUUAACCAUGAAUUAAUUUAUUAGUUACAAUUAAUUAAGCUAUAAAUUGCUUUAUAAAGUGUGCCCUAUUACAAAGUGGUACCCACUGUUGUUGGACCAUAUGUCAGGCAGGACCCUGUUUAUAGGAUCAAAUGGGAGGCAGAUCACAAUUUUCUUUGGAUAUUUAACAUUUUCCUGUUUAUAUCUUCUUCCUUAUGUUUUACACAUAAAACAUGAGAGUGACUUUAUUGCCUGUACUUCCUACUUCUGUGGUUUUGAGG
Messenger RNA from Xiphias gladius (swordfish), 3569 nucleotides. Its product is annotated as regulator of G-protein signaling 12-like. NCBI's taxonomy places the organism in Eukaryota, Metazoa, Chordata, Actinopteri, Istiophoriformes, Xiphiidae. Gene Ontology annotation, molecular function: GTPase activator activity. Gene Ontology annotation, biological process: signal transduction. The coding region runs from base 270 to 2663 and encodes 797 amino acids. The record is from RefSeq and is a predicted model, not a curated record. The transcript has 16 exons.